This is a messenger RNA of Atta colombica, 2348 nucleotides long. RefSeq names its product dnaJ homolog subfamily C member 3 (gene P58IPK). Bases 111 to 1556 code for a protein of 481 amino acids. Gene Ontology annotation, molecular function: protein-folding chaperone binding; misfolded protein binding. Gene Ontology annotation, biological process: protein folding in endoplasmic reticulum. The record is from RefSeq and is a predicted model, not a curated record. Lineage: Eukaryota; Metazoa; Arthropoda; Insecta; Hymenoptera; Formicidae. The transcript is spliced from 6 exons. Gene Ontology annotation, cellular component: endoplasmic reticulum.
UGUUAUCGGUUGGUUAGGAGUCGAUCUGGCGGUGCCGAGUACGUUUAGUCUCCUUAUUUAAAGCAUAACACGUCGUACGCAGUGGAAUCGAUUUUUUUCUCCCCUCAGUCAUGUACGGUCUCCUGAUAGUGGCACUGCUGGAUCUAACUCUCGAUGUGGUUGGAAGUGUCUCGCAAGCAGAGAUUACUAAACAUCUGGAGUACGGUAGAGAAUUCCUGGCGAAGGGUCAGCUACAGGAUGCGUUGUCACACUAUCAUGCAGCAGUUGAGGGAGACCCGAGCAAUUACUUGACGUAUUAUAAGAGAGGUACAGUUUAUUUAGCACUGGGCAAAGCCAAGUUUGCUCUCCUCGACCUCGACAAGGUUCUAGAAUUGAAGGCAGACUUUACACCAGCAAGACUGCAACGUGGUAAUAUUUUACUCAAGCAAGCUCAUUUUGACGAAGCUGAAAACGACUUUCACGACGUGCUAGCAUUAGAACCAAAUAAUAGGGAUGCCUUGAAUGCCUUAGAUAGGUUAUAUCCAGCUAGAGAAGAUAUGAAAUUAGUCGAUAUAUUUGUGUAUAACGGCGAUCAUAUAGCAGCUGUACAGCAAAUUACUCGACUCAUCGAGAUUUGUCCGUGGUCCUCGUAUCUUAGAGAACGCAGGGCAGAGUGUCAUGUUGCCCUUGGAGAUUUUAUGAGUGCCGUAUCGGACAUACGUUCAACUACCAAAUUGUUAUCUGAUAAUACGGAGGGUUUUUUCAAGCUUUCGACGUUGCUCUAUCGUCUUGGAGACGUUGAUGAGGCAUUAAAGGAAAUUCGAGAAUGUUUAAAGCUUGAUCCUGAUCAUAAGCAAUGUUUCCCCUUUUAUAAGAAGAUUAGAAAGAUAAAGAAAUUAUUACAAGAUGCUGAGAUAGCACUGGAAGAAAAGGAUUAUGACGCGUGCAUUGAUCCAGCUCGUCGUGUAUUAACACAAGAGCCAAACGAGCCGAAAGUGCAAUUCAUGGCUUAUCAUUAUCUCUGUAAAUGUUACUCAGAAAAUUCUGAGGCAACUCAGGCCAUUAGUAAUUGCCAAGAGGCUUUAAAUAUCAGAAGAGAACCGAGUGUAUUGUGCGACAGUGCAGAAGCAUAUCUUGCCGCAGAAAUGUUCGACGAUGCCAUCAGGGAUUUUAAGGAAGCAUUAGAGAUAGAUUCAAAUUUCCAAAGAGCCAAACAGGGAUUGCAAAAAGCGCAACAACGACAAAAGUUAUCGGAAUCGCGAGAUUAUUAUAAGAUUUUAGGCGUUCCAAGAACGGCGAAUAAGCGAGAUAUUAUCAAAGCUUAUCGGAAAGCGGCACAAAAAUGGCAUCCUGAUAAUUUCCAAGAGGGCGAUGAGAAGAAGCGCGCACAAAAGAAGUUCAUCGACAUCGCCGCUGCUAAAGAGGUUCUUACGGAUGACGAGAAGAGGGCGAAAUUCGAUCAGGGCGAGGAUCCUCUAGAUCCAGAAUCGGGCCGGCACCAGCAAGGCUUCAAUCCCUUCCAGGAGUUCCAUCACUUCCACGGUUCUCCCUUCCAGUUUAAAUUCCACUUCAAUUAAACACGUCCCUAUCUCGUCGUGAUAGAAAAAUUACUAUUCUCAAAUUCUAACGCGCAUGUAUGCGCACACCCGUCGCUUCAUUCGCGAUGGUAUCUUCACUUCGCUCUAGCCCGAAUUUCAUUUCGCUACCUCGUCGUUGGAAAUCGCACAUAUUUAAAUCCCGUAGAUGGACUCGGGAGAUCCUAUGUGCGCGAAUUGUGUCGGUAGAUCAGUGUCAUCUCGCGAUGGGCAACGUAAACUGUCUCGGCACGUAUCUGAUAAAACGCGAAGGUAGAUUUAAUUGCUCACACUAGUUUGUCUAUUGCAAAAACUUAUAAAUACAGUACUUUCUAGUACAUGCAGACUGAGCGAUGAGUAUAAUCCUAUUUCGGUUCACACAUAAACAUUUAUCGCGUGUAAUUUUAUCAUCGCAUUGUACCAACCUGUACACUACUGGUAAAUGAUUAAGAUCGUGAUUAUUUCCCACGUGCUGUAAUACGUAGGGAAUGUACAGUGAUCAUCACACUGCCACUGAUUGCUUCAGCGGCUGUCAUUUUUAGCUUGAGAAUGUGCGACAGGAUUGAAAAUAAGUUCGAGAGAUGUUAUGCCUUUAUCGAGUACGAUACUGAGCCGGUAUAUUUAUAUCAUUGUAUACUAUUUAUGCAUAUAGAAUUCGUACUCGGUAAUGUUCAAAUAAUGUGUAGAACAAUGCUGUGCGCUUGUCAUGUUUGCAUGUGUGUGAGUCAGACUUUCAUGUAAAUACUGUAUUUCUGAUAUUUGUUUAAAAAUAUAUUUGAAUAAUUUAUACAGAUA